AUGUCUCACAAAUCUAGUACAAACACUACAACCCCGGUGUCUACCAUGUCCGACAAAUCUAGUACAAACACAACAACCGCGGUGUUAACCACGUCCAACAAAUGUAGUACAAACACUACAACCCGGAUGUCUACCAUGUCCAACAAAUGCAGUACAAACACUAGGGCCCCAGUGUCUACAAUGUCUCACAAAUCUAGUACAAACACUACAACACCGGUGUCUACCGUGUCCCACAAAUCUGGUACAAACACUACAACCCCAGUGUCUACGAUGCCCUGCAAAUCUAGAACAAACUCUACUACCCCGGCGUCUACCAUGUCAAACAAGUCUAGUACAAACACAACAACCCUAGUGUCUACCUUGUCCAACAAAUCUGGUACAAACAAAACAACCCCAGUGUCUACCGUGUCCGACAAAUCUGGUACAAACAUUACAAUCCCAGUGUCUACCACGUUCAUCAAAGCUGGUACAAACACUACGACCCCAGUGUCUACCAGGUCCAACAAAUUUAAUAUACAAACUACAAUCCCAGUGUCUACCACAUCCAUCAAAUCUGGUACAAACACUUCGACCCCAGUGUCUAACAAGUCUCACAAAUCUAGUACAAACACUACAACACCGGUGUCUACCGUGUCCCACAAAUCCAGUACAAACACUACAACCCCAAUGUCUAACAAGUCUCACAAAUCUAGUACAAACACUACAACACCGGUGUCUACAUUGUGUCACAAAUCUGGUACAAACAUUACAACCCCAGUGUCUAACAAGUCUCACAAAUCUAGUACAAACACUACAACCCCGGUGUCUACCGUGUCCCACAAAUAUGGUACAAACACUACAACCCCAGUGUCUACAAUGUCCCUCAAAUCCAGUACAAACACUACAACCCCAGUGUCUACAAUGUCAAUCAAGGCUGGUACAAACACUACGACCCCGGUGUCUACCGUGUCCCACAAACAUGGUACAAACACUACAACCCCAGUGUCUACAAUGUCAAUCAAAGCUGGUACAAACACUACGACCCCGGUGUAUACCGUGGUCAACAAAUCUGGUACAAACACUACAACCCCAGUGUCUACCACGUCCAUCAAAUCUGGUACAAACACUACGACCCCGGUGUCUACCGUGUCCCACAAAUCCAGUACAAACACUACAACCCAAGUGUCUACCAUGUCCCACAAAUCCAGUACAAAUACAACAACCCUAGUGUCUACCAUGUCCCACAAAUCUAGUACAAACACUACAACCCCAGUGUCUAACAAGUUCCAUAAAUCUAGUACACACACUACAACCCCAUCGUCUAACAAGUCCCACAAAUUUAGUACAAACACAACAACCCUAGUGUCUACCAUGUCCCAUAAAUCUAGUACAAACACUACAACCCCAGUGUCUAACAAGUUCCCCAAAUCUAGUACAAACCCACCAACCCCAGUGUCAACCACGGGAAACAAAUAG
Molecule: messenger RNA, 1455 nt
Organism: Mizuhopecten yessoensis (Yesso scallop)
Lineage: Eukaryota; Metazoa; Mollusca; Bivalvia; Pectinida; Pectinidae
Exons: 1
Coding region: 1-1455 (484 amino acids)
Source: RefSeq, a predicted model, not a curated record